Molecule: messenger RNA, 1011 nt
Organism: Mustela lutreola (European mink)
Lineage: Eukaryota; Metazoa; Chordata; Mammalia; Carnivora; Mustelidae
Gene: HDDC3
Product: HD domain containing 3
Exons: 4
Coding region: 53-649 (198 amino acids)
Molecular function (GO): guanosine-3',5'-bis(diphosphate) 3'-diphosphatase activity
Source: RefSeq, a predicted model, not a curated record
UGUCUGGGUUCAAGGGGCUCCUGGGACGUCAGUCGCCAGCCCCACGCGCGCGAUGGGCUCCGAGGCGGCGCAGCUGGUGGAGGCUGCGGACUUCGCGGCUCGCAAGCACCGACUGCAGCGGCGGAAGGACCCCGAAGGGACCCCCUACAUCAACCACCCUAUCGGUGUGGCUCGGAUCCUGACCCACGAGGCGGGAAUCACUGACAUUGCGGUGUUACAGGCAGCCCUGCUCCAUGACACAGUGGAGGACACAGACACCAGCUUGGAUGAGGUGGAGCGGCACUUUGGGGCGCAAGUGCGGCGGCUGGUGGAGGAGGUGACAGAUGACAAGACUAUGCCCAAGCUGGAGAGAAAGCGGCUGCAGGUGGAGCGCGCACCCCACAGCAGCCCUGGGGCCAAACUGGUGAAGCUGGCAGACAAGCUGUACAACCUGAGGGACCUGAAUCGCUGCACCCCAGAGGGUACGCUCCCCCACCUUCCGGGGGAAAGGGGGAGGUGUCCACCUUCUGGAGGCACAGGAUGGUCUGAACAUCGAGUCCAGGAAUACUUCGAGUGGGCAGCGCAAGUGGUGAAGGGGCUUCAGGGAACAAACCGACAGCUGGAAGAUGCUCUAAAGCAGCUGUUUAAGGAGCGGGGGCUGACGCUCUGAGCGGUCCUUGGAGCCAUCAGGGGCCCAAACUCCAGCCUUGGCCAGGCCAGAAAGAUUUCCUGUUCCCGCCUUUCGGUGCCUCUCCAUCUCCCUCCCUGAUUGGUUUAGCCCAGAUACAAGAGGCCAAGAGACACUUGCGUCUUCUCACUCUGAAUGUGUCCUGCUGACUCAGCUGAGCCCUGGAUUGUGGAAAUCAGAUGGAGCCCGUCUGAUCCUAAUGCACUGAACUGCCCUUUUCUCCAGGCUUGGGUCUGUUUGCUAUUCUGUAUGAGCGAACUCUGGCCCCUCAGGGACUUGGGCUUCCAUAAACACUAGUUCAUAAGUCAUUAUGUAAAAAUAAAGCAUUUUGGGUAAAGCUUUAA